AUGACAUCUUCUUCUUCUCCAACAACUUUCACCGAUCUCCACCCACUCAUCAUCCAGACCCAAAUCUUACCACGACUGGAGGCUCAAUCUCUCUCCUCCGCCGCAACUGCAUCAUCUUAUCUACGAGCCCUCUGCGCCGAUGACAUUCUCUGGUCUGAUAUCUGCAAAUCCACGUGGCCGUCGUUAACCCACCCACGUAUUCACCGCCUCAUCUCCAGCUUCCCCGCCGGUCACCGCUCUUUCUUCCAAGACUCGUUUCAGCCUCCAAUCACCGUCGUCAAACACCCUAAUCACCAUCGUUCCCCGUCUAUCUCUCACCCAGACCCAGGUUGCUCCUUAACUCAUCAAACUUUUCCGACUGAACUUAUCUCGGCUGUGGACAUACGGUACCAUGAUGACAUCAUUUACUUCGGAGCCGAAUUCACCGACACUACAACCGAAUUUCUAUCAUCAGCGCUUAGGAUUGUGUUAAAGGAUGAUCCAGAAGUCACCGGAAUGCCCCGAUCCAUUGCCUUUAAUGUCGAAGACAUCGUAGACUCCGACGACGCAACAAUAUUACACCUUCAAGAGUCUAUAACGCUAAACUGGAUCCUAAUCGAUCCGACCCUGAAACGAGUGGUAAACCUAUCCAGUAUUAAACCUAUUCUUGCAUGGAUAACUGAUAGUAUCUAUCUCCGAUACGUCGUCGUUCUACCCGGAUGCAACUCAAAUGAAACGGUUGAAUGUAGAAUAGAGGUGAACUUAGGCGCUGGUAAAGGAGGGGCGGCGUUGUUCGUGAGGGAGGUUAUACUCAAUGUACAAAACGUGGCUUAUAAUCAUUUGAGCGAGCAAGUCUUGCGAGAUAUUUGUGAAGGCCACCUGUAUAAUAUGUUUGCAAGACAUAUGGAUUAG
Messenger RNA from Lactuca saligna, 891 nucleotides. Lineage: Eukaryota; Viridiplantae; Streptophyta; Magnoliopsida; Asterales; Asteraceae. The record is from the annotation of a GenBank genome assembly.